This is a messenger RNA of Thermochaetoides thermophila DSM 1495, 1071 nucleotides long. RefSeq names its product putative control protein. NCBI's taxonomy places the organism in Eukaryota, Fungi, Ascomycota, Sordariomycetes, Sordariales, Chaetomiaceae. Gene Ontology annotation, molecular function: RNA polymerase II cis-regulatory region sequence-specific DNA binding; DNA-binding transcription factor activity, RNA polymerase II-specific. The record is from RefSeq and is a predicted model, not a curated record. Bases 1 to 1071 code for a protein of 356 amino acids. Gene Ontology annotation, cellular component: transcription regulator complex. The transcript is spliced from 3 exons. Gene Ontology annotation, biological process: positive regulation of cellular response to amino acid starvation.
AUGGCUUCCCUCCAGUUCUUCGAGCCUGCCGGCACCAUCCGCGCAACCACUGCCACAACAGCCCCUGGAUCUGCCGCUUCCGCAACAAGACUUCGUCUUGUUCCCACAGCCGAACAAGCCGCCCCGUCAACAUACCAACCGCUCGUCUCUCAGUCUCCGCGAGUCGCGAACGUCCUUCAGGCAACCGGGCGUCAGGCUACCUCUUCGGCUUUCACCAAACGGUUUAGCUCCCCUGCUCAGCUUGCGCACCAGCUUCCGGUGUACGCCUCGUCCGCUCCGUCUCCGUCUUCGUCUUUGAAUCUUCAGACGCAGAGUCGGCCCAUCCGCAUUUCCGUCCCUCUGUUCAAUCACGGUCCUACCAGCAGUGUUCCAGCAGCCAAGAUGAAUCUCGGAACAGACGUGGACCUGGACGACUUCCCCGCCUUCGAGGGCGGCGCCUCGACGACGGCGUUUUCCUCUCCUGCACUGCCCACGGUCUUGGACCUGGGCAGCAACACUUCCGGUUCGACCGCCAACGUCGGCACUGUCUCCCCUCAGGAUCUUUUGAUCCAUGACCCCAUCAUGUCGACGCCUAAUUCGACUACUCUGACUACCCUCACUUCUCCGUCUGUGUAUAACGAGUCGCCCGAGUUUGAUGUCUACGAUGUCUCACCAAGCUUUGGCUCGGCUGAUCUCGAUGUCGGUUCGGCGGAUGCCUGGUUCCCGCUCUUCCCGCAGGCCAACCCCGAGCCGCCGAAGCCGAAGCCGGUCAUCCUGGGUCUGGAUCCUGAGAAGGACGCCCAGACGCUUGGACAUCGUCGCAAGCCCUUGGCCUCCUCACCUCCCGGUCGUCACUCUGCGGUCGCCGGUGUGAGCUCCCGUCGUCGCGAUAAGCCCCUACCUCCUAUCAUUGUGGAGGAUCCCACUGACGUUGUCGCUAUGAAGAGAGCUCGCAACACUCUUGCUGCUCGCAAGUCUCGUGAGCGCAAGGCUCAGCGGCUGGAGCAGCUUGAGGCAGACAUUGUGAGGCUAACACAGGAGCGAGAUUACUGGAAGGCUCUUGCUUUGGCCCAUGGUGCGAAGGAGGAGUAA